AUGGCAACAUCCAGAAAGCGCAGCUACAAUGAAAUAGAUGAGAUUUCUAGUGAUGAAUCAGAAACUGAAUCAGAAACUGAAUCAGAAAUGGAAACGGAUGGUGAAACUGGAAGUGAAGACGACUCUGGUAACUCGGAUGUUGAGGAUGACGAAAAUACUCCUUCAGUUUACACAUACAACUACACAUCAAACACGUGGCAAAAAGGCAAUUUUGGACCAACUUUGUUCCCUCGACUGUAA
Adineta ricciae is the source of this 240-nucleotide messenger RNA. The record is from the annotation of a GenBank genome assembly. Lineage: Eukaryota; Metazoa; Rotifera; Eurotatoria; Adinetida; Adinetidae.